AAAGGGCGGGCUCGGCGCCACCGCCCGGGCUCGGCGCCACCGCCCACGCUCGCGCCUGCGGUCGGUGUCCGGCUGGGGUCGCGCUUGCCCGGCAUGAGCGCGCUCCCGGGCCAGUGACCGUGUCGGGGAUGGACUGCGGCUCCGUCGCGGCCGAGAGGGCGGAGCGCCCGCCUGGCCGCCGGCGGCUUCUGCUCCUCCUGGCCGCCGGCCGCGGUGGAGGCCCGGGCGGCCGCAGCGUCCCCGCGCGCCGCCUCCCGCCCGCGCUGCCCGGCGGGCUCGGCGCGCUGCGCCCCUGCGCCCCGGUGGCCCGCGGAGGCGCGUACCGUGCCUCCCCGCGGCUCCUGCUCCUGCUGGCGCCCUCCCCGCGCCUGGCCGCCGCCUUCGCCCCCCGCCGGCCGCUGGCAGAGCGGGAGCGGGAGCGCGCCGGUCCCUCGGCGGCCCCGUCCUGGCGCAGCGGCGCGUGGAGGUGCCUGCCGGGCCUGGCCCCGGGCGCCGCCUGUGCGGCGGGCGCGCUCCACCCGUGCCUCGGCCCGGCGGCCGCCCUCGCUUCCUGCAGGAGAGAGCUGAGCCUCUGUGCUGGGAGCUUGCAGCUGGAGAGCAAAAGGAGAGAUUUCACCUCUUCUGGGAGUAGGAAGCUAUAUUUUGACACCCAUGCCUUAGUAUGUUUACUCGAAGAAAAUGGAUUUACUACUCAACAAGCAGAAAUCAUUGUAUCUGCCUUGGUCAAGAUCAUGGAGACCAACAUGGAUAUUGUCUACAAAGAUAUGGUCACCAAGAUGCAGCAGGAGAUCACUCUUCAGCAAAUAAUGUCUCAGAUUGCUAACGUGAAAAAAGAUAUGGUUAUUUUGGAGAAGAGUGAGUUUUCAGCCCUCAGAUCAGAAAAUGAGAAAAUAAAACUUGAACUACAUCGGUUAAAACAACAAGUAAUGGAUGAAGCAAUCAAAGUCCAAACAGAUACCAAAUUAGACUUCAAUCUAGAAAAGAGCAGAGUAAAAGAAUUGUAUUCGUUGAACGAAAGGAAGCUGCUGGAAAUAAAAACAGAAAUGGUGUCAUUGCACGCCCAGCAGGAUCGAGCCAUCACACAGACAGACCGGAAGAUAGACACCGAGGUUGCUGGCCUGAAAACCAUGCUUGAGUCGCACAAGCUUGAUAAUAUUAAAUACUUAGCAGGAUCUAUAUUUACGUGCUUAACAGUAGCUCUGGGAUUUUAUCGCCUGUGGAUAUAAUAAAGUGUCUAUUUAAAGAGCAUUCUAUUGUUUUGCCUUAAGAAUACCAGAUUGCUGUGCUUUUUUUUUUCUCAUUUCAAAUUUUAAUGCUGAUUUUUUUACUUAAUGCCUAUUAUUAUUUUAUGCAAAUGAUGGACAUAUAACCAAGGCAAAGAAGUGAGAAAUUUCAUAACUGCUUCUUUCAUAUUUUCUGUUUAGUUGACUUUAUAACUCUGAGUGGUGGUGGACAAAGCAAGGAAGACCACACUCAGCUGGACCAGUGAACUUGGUCUAACCUUUGGGACAUACCAACAGGAAAUAUUUGUGUAACUCUCUACAAUUUUAAAUCUUUGUCUCAUCGAGGAUUUGGGGUCUCCAUUUAAAAGGCACAGGAGCUUUACUAAGUGUUUGAAGAAUCGUUGUAACCAAACCAGGAGGACCAAAUCCUCUUCACCUGCUGACCUGGACCCUAAUGUCAGCCAGUCUCUGUGCUAGAGGUUGUCUUUCAAGUCCAGUUGGUUGGUAGUCUCAUGCGACACUGUACUUUACACCCAAAAGAGAUUUUUUUCUUGUAAUUUCCAUUGUCUUAUUUAUUGUUCUGACUAUCUUUUAUGUGCCUUCCAGCUAGAAAAUCUUGUUGCAUAAUGAAGUACUGUGAUUAGGAUGGGGACUCUCUCCACCUCCUAGAGUGCUGAUAAUAUCCUCUCCCUCCCUCCCUGCCUCUCACUUGGUCCCUCCUCCCCACCCCCCCUUGGUGUGAGAGCUAUUAUAACGCUCCAGGUGGCACUGCCUCCCUAGAAAAGGUGCUCACUCUCAGCAUGGAAGUCUCCUUCAGUUUGUGGGACAGGGUCCUCUUCCUAAUGGCCUUCAUCGGCUUUUUAUACAAGGGAGGCACAAGGUUUAACUUCUGUAGCGAUAUCUAGAUACGUAGAUAGUGUCUGUACUUUUCAGAAAUGUCUUUAAUGAAUACGCCUUUGCCCAUUACAAGCUCAGGUCGUAGGCUUUGAAAAUUAGAGAACUGUCAUACCAGGUAUCAUCCUAAUCUAGGUUGAUUUCUUUGGUUGUUAAAGACAUUCUCGUACCGACCUUACGUCUGUAUUUAAAACAACUUCCUAGAUACAACUGGGGGUAUUUUGGAGACGCACAUUCUCAUCUUACUUGAAUGACCUGCACAUAGAGAGAAUAAGCGUUUGAGAAACCAUGGCAUUGGAUGGCAUGUUCCUGUCUUUCUCCGUGUACACACCUAUGCAUGUAAUCUGGUCCCGUGGAGAACCCACACAGAGACGUCUGGAUCAAACUGGUACAAGUACCCAUCAUCACUGUUCCGUCCACGUUGGCAAAAACUUAUUCUCUGUCCUUUGGAUGUCGUUUCUAAACUUUGUAAAGUGUCAGUCAUUGCCUUGUUUGAAACAUCUGUGUAGUGUAAAGAUUCUGAGCUCCAGCUAAGUAUGGACAUCAAGUACUUUGGCAUUAGUGGUGUAAGUUUCAAAGUGAAUGAUAAUUUAAUCUUUUUUCAGCUAGAUCCAAAAUUACGUUAACUGGCUUGUAAAAUAUUUUAUAGAUAUAUUCUUCCCCUUUCAGAGAAGGAUCUCCCCAAAAUACUGUACAUUGAACAAUUGCCCUACGUGUUAAAGAGGUAAAUAAAUGACAUCCUAUUAAGACCCCCUUUGCAACAUAGCUUUGGCUGAUAAGAGCUUGAAGGAGCCUGGAGCACAGACAGUCCUCCAAAAUAAGGAAUCCCCAAGAAGAAGAAGUACUGUAGGCAAUUCUGUUCCAAAGCAAAUAUUAACUUUUAUAGGUUAAAAACAGAAAGCGAAGUGACCUUAUAUCCAGACAAAAUAUUUUUUACAUACCAUUUCGGUUGGGUGACAUUCUGUCCUCUGCCAAAAGUAUUCCAGACGACAUUCCUGCUGGUGGUGGUGGGCUGCGUCAGUCUGUCACUUCAUUUGGGCCACUGGUGGUGCUGUAGCGUUCUCUGCCGCACAGAACAGCCCCCGCCUCGGGAACAAGGAACUCUCCUUUUGGUGGCCUGGAUUGCCUGCAUAUAUGGAGGCUAGGAAGUUCGGGACCACGUUCUCUUUAUUUAGUCAAAUGUAUUCUAUUUGAAAAGCAUAGGAGCCAAAAAUACAAGUGUACCCUUCCCAGUGCAGGCCCAGACGUCUGUGAACACGUGACUGGGACUGGACACAGUGUGACAGCUCCUGAGCUCACCUGGCUUAGAGGAUGCAGGUGACUUUAGGAAAUGCAGCAUCAGCCCUCGGAAGGGUGAGGAUGCCUGGCAUAGUUCCCAGAUACCCUGCGUCUGACACGUGGGGAAAUUAGCCAAAGCGAGGUCCUGCCAAUUACCCCUCCAGGCACAGGUGCCGAAGGCAGAAUGUCAAGUGGGCAGGAUCUGUAUUUCCUGUUCAGGCACCAAUCACUCACUUGGAAGGUUCCUCUGCCCUCCUGCCUUCUCUCCCCUCCCCCUGCUCUUUCUCUUUUUUAAAGAGUGUAAACUCCAGCCCCACUCCUUUCCUGCUGCUUUAACAAGCAAGGCUGUUUGUGUGUAUGGUUCUUUACAGGAAACGUGAAUUUUGACUUCCAUGCUGGUCUUCGUCCUCAGCUGGCUUUCCAGCUCAGCAUCUUAACAAAACUCAAAUCUGAAUGUCUUUUCCCUUAAGGAUGCCAAGUACCUCAGUGGAGAAGUCCGAAGUUCGGGAAGAAAGGCUUGACUCAAACUAGCCAACUUACUGGAAUUUGUCUCUGAACUCUUUAGAAACCAAAAUCCUGAGCCGCGGUGUCUGUGUCCCUGCCAGGGUGGGGUCCCUUUGCUGCCCGGUGGAAUGACGGGCCCUUCCCUCUGUUCCAGGCUCCUCCUUUGCAGCCUCUCCUCCUGUUCAUUAGCUGCGUCAGCGUUGUCAGGCACCUCUCUUCCUCCCCCUGAGAUGCUGUAUUCUAAGAAUGUUGGCGUCACUUCCAAAUGUCAUAUAGAUGGCACUGUGGGACUCGCGUCUAGAAAACUGGCUCUCAGCGUACAUUUAUCGAAUGUGUUGUGACUUUUCUGACACGAAAGCAAAAACAUGUUAAUCAGGAAUAAUUUAUUCUUAAUAUAAAAUGUUUGAGACUGUUUAGCUUUUUAUCGGGAUUUCAUUUGGAAAAUAUCACUUUCUACAGAUUUAUAACUUAUGGUCCUCUGAUUAUAACCCAAAUCAUUUCUUAACCCUUUCAUUACUUAAGCAAACACUCAAUUACAUUUUACUAUAUAAUAGAGUGGGCAUAAUAUUUUUAUGAUCUAAAAUAUUUAAUUCUAUGUGGCUAGUAUACUUUUCUGUUUGUUCAAAUUGAAUGUGAAAAACGAACUUCUGCCUGUGCUAUAGUUCAACUGUUAUUCCUGCCAAAUGUGUAUGUUAACAUUGGUGUGUUAUUUUAAAAAUCUAAUACCUAAACAUUUGAAUUUGCAUGGAUAUGUUUGAAAGUGAUUAUUUGAUUUACAAAAUAAAUUUUUUAUUCAAAAGGA
Hippopotamus amphibius kiboko is the source of this 4701-nucleotide messenger RNA. RefSeq names its product mitochondrial calcium uniporter regulator 1 (gene MCUR1). NCBI's taxonomy places the organism in Eukaryota, Metazoa, Chordata, Mammalia, Artiodactyla, Hippopotamidae. Gene Ontology annotation, cellular component: mitochondrial inner membrane; mitochondrion. The record is from RefSeq and is a predicted model, not a curated record. Bases 129 to 1226 code for a protein of 365 amino acids. Gene Ontology annotation, biological process: positive regulation of mitochondrial calcium ion concentration; calcium import into the mitochondrion. The transcript is spliced from 9 exons.